UAUUGAUUAGGUUUGUUAACCCUUUUUUAAUUAUCAUCUCUAAUCUUUUCAUCAAUCCCUUUGAAUUGAUGGUGUGAUUUUGAAUUUUUCUUUCUUUCAAUUUUUGAAGUUAAACAUCUGAUUCUGGAUAACUCUUUUGAGAGAAUCGGGUGGAUUUAAAGUUUCAAUCAUUUUCCGAUGAGGAAAGGGAGAGUAGCCGCCGCAGAAACCACCUUAGUGAUGAAACCGGUGGUGGAAACCAAUGGAUCUGCGAAAGAACAAAGAUACAGAGGUGUUAGAAAAAGACCAUGGGGAAAAUUCGCGGCAGAGAUCAGAGAUCCAUGGAAAAGAGCCAGAGUUUGGCUAGGGACCUUCAAUUCAGCCGAAGAAGCCGCUCGAGCCUACGAUGCGGCGGCGAUUUCUCUCCGUGGAAACAAAGCGAAAAUAAAUUUCCCUUUAAAUCCCUCCGAUCCCCCACCUUUUCAUCGCCGGAACGACGAAGGCUGCGUCGACGACCACCGGUUAUAUCCGACAGGAGUUGAUUAUAAAGAUCCGGAAGAGAUCCCGCAAAGACCGGCGAGGAGUAGCAUGAGUAGUACGGUGGAGUCGUUUAGUGGGCCGAGACCAGCCCAACCACGGUCAAAACUGUCGGAUUUCGCGGUGGUCACGACUCCAAAGUGUGCACCUCCACUGGUGCCGGAGGAUUGUCAUAGUGACUGUGCUUCAUCGUCGUCGGUUGUUGAUGAAGGGGACGACAACGCAUCGUCGUCUUGCCGGAAAACUUUGCCCUUUGAUCUCAAUUUUCCGCCGUUGGAUGAAGUCGACGAUCUCACUUUAUAUCUUUGAUUCCAUAUCUCACGUCCGAUGAUCUGAAACUCUUUUUCGUCUGCAGAUCUUUCUUCCUGUAUGAACAAUUUGUCUAAUAUAAUCACUAAAUAAAAUUGGUCUUUGAUUCUAUGAUUUUGAACGUCA
Molecule: messenger RNA, 951 nt
Organism: Hibiscus syriacus
Lineage: Eukaryota; Viridiplantae; Streptophyta; Magnoliopsida; Malvales; Malvaceae
Product: ethylene-responsive transcription factor 3-like
Exons: 1
Coding region: 178-825 (215 amino acids)
Biological process (GO): ethylene-activated signaling pathway; regulation of DNA-templated transcription
Molecular function (GO): DNA-binding transcription factor activity; DNA binding
Source: RefSeq, a predicted model, not a curated record